Molecule: messenger RNA, 426 nt
Organism: Candidozyma duobushaemuli
Lineage: Eukaryota; Fungi; Ascomycota; Pichiomycetes; Serinales; Metschnikowiaceae
Product: PPP1R11/YPI1 family protein
Exons: 1
Coding region: 1-426 (141 amino acids)
Cellular component (GO): nucleus
Molecular function (GO): protein serine/threonine phosphatase inhibitor activity; protein phosphatase 1 binding
Source: RefSeq, a predicted model, not a curated record
AUGCCAGAAAGACAACCACAAACACAGCUGCAAACGCAGACGCAGGUAACAGCGCCCGCUCCAGUUUUACAGCUUCGACCUAAAAGCGAAAAAGAGAAGCAGAAGAAGAAAUCAAGGAGUAAAGUGCAUUGGACAGACGAUGUAGUUGAUAAUGAGCACAUGAACAAGAAAAAGUCCAAGAUUUGUUGCAUUUUCCACCCACAGAGAGAGUUUGGUGAAUGCUCCAGUGACAGCGAUAGUGGGCUGAGUGAUUCGUCAUCAGAUGAAAGCGGCGAUGAGAGGGGCCGUCCUUGCAACCAUAAUCAUGACCACGACGAAGAGCAUAACCAUAACCACGGCAAAAAGAAGGCAAGGGAGUCGAGUCCCAACGCCUACGAGAAGCAGCCACACUAUAAGAAUCUAAGUAAAGUUCCUGAGGACUCAUAG